CACUGCCCGAACGGACUAAACCACUGCCAUCCUCGCCUUUUUCCUGGAUCCGUCGAACUCAGAAACUCACCAUGAUGACCUCCGGCAUGCUAGGAGAAGAUGGCAUCCACGUCGACAUGGACCACUUGAAGAAGGGGGAGGUGAAUAUGGCGAUCAACUUCAAGGACGGCGUGAUACUAGGCGCAGACAGCAGAACCACAACGGGCGCAUACAUUGCCAAUCGAGUGACGGAUAAGCUCACACAAGUCCACGAUACGAUCUGGUGUUGUCGGUCAGGCUCCGCGGCGGAUACGCAGGCCGUGGCAGAUAUCGUCCACUACCAUCUCGGCAUGUACGGCAUUACGAAUGACGAGCCUCCUACCACCCAGACGGCCGCGGCUAUAUUCCAGGAGCUGUGCUAUGCCAACAAGGACCAGCUAUCUGCCGGUAUGAUCAUCGCCGGUUAUGAUCACCGACAUGGCGGGCAGGUGUACUCAAUACCACUAGGCGGCUCUCUACACAAGCAGGCAUAUGCAAUUGGCGGCUCGGGGUCAACGUACAUCUACGGAUACUGCGAUGCGAACUGGAAGGAGAACAUGACGGAGAAGGACGGAGUCGAGUUCGUAAAAGGCGCACUGCAGGAGGCCAUCAAGUGGGAUGGGAGCUCGGGUGGUGUGAUUCGCAUGGUGGUGCUUACGGCGCAGGGUGCGCAGCGACAUCUGUACCUGCCGGACAAAGACUACAAGGGGCCUGGCCCUCAAUAGAGAGACGGAGUCGCUGGGGCGCGGACUUGGCUGUAUAAUAUAGACACUGCGUGCUGACGGACGGGCGCAGACCAUAGCAGCAAUGGAGAUCUGCCCAUGGACGCGGAUCUGGAACAAUGGGCAAGGCGUGAUCGAGCCCGUGUAUCCCACGUUAACGUGAGAGGUCAAAGUAGUCUCCUCCGCU
Molecule: messenger RNA, 927 nt
Organism: Trematosphaeria pertusa
Lineage: Eukaryota; Fungi; Ascomycota; Dothideomycetes; Pleosporales; Trematosphaeriaceae
Product: proteasome subunit beta type-9 precursor
Exons: 4
Coding region: 75-743 (222 amino acids)
Cellular component (GO): proteasome core complex
Molecular function (GO): threonine-type endopeptidase activity
Source: RefSeq, a predicted model, not a curated record